AUGGUGGCCCAAUCCUCGAGAACCCCACGCACCAACGAGGAGCCAAAAAUUGCAGCAGAUGAUGAGAAACCGACACCAAAUGUGAAAAAGAAAGAGAAGAAGAAAGGGUUGCUUUCAAUGGCGGCUGGUGGGCUACGCAAGGCACUCGGAGCUCCGAAAACCAUGCGCACACCCCGGGUUCAUUAUCCGGAUGCCGAAGACAUAAUACCAGAAGAAGAGGAUGAGGAAAGCAAUCCAUAUGACACAGUUCGAUCAUUGCCCGCUUCGGGUCAUUAUGGACGUAGUCGAGUCGGUCAUCACACUGCCACUUUCAUUCCGGGAAUUUUGCGAGUCUCUAUCGAUGAUGGAAACAAAGCCACUCUCCCAACUACAUCACCAAUUGCUACCACCGUUUUGAGGCUUCCUCGUCGAAAGGGUGUCCCUGGUACAGCUCUCGCAUUGCGCACUUCUCCCAAAGGCUCGAUGCUUGACUCUCAAGCGUUUUACACAUUAAGUAAUGAAAGCCAAGACGCAGUUUAUUCGCUGUUCAUGAAAGCGCACAAAUGCUACGAUUUGAUUCCGAUUUCAACAAAGCUCGUCGUUUUUGAUACUCAUCUACCGGUUCGGAAAGCGUUUUAUGCUUUGAUUUACAACAAUGUGAGAGCAGCUCCGUUGUACGAUUCGGCGAAAGGACAAUAUGUUGGAAUGCUUACAAUCACUGAUUUUAUCAAAAUAUUAUACAGAUAUUACAAAUCUGGGGCUGAGGGUGAAGACGGAAUGAAAUCAUUGGAAGAACAAGAGAUCUCGCAUUGGAGAGAGCGAUUUGAAGAGGAUGAUGGAGCACAGAGAGAAUUCAUCACCGUUGAUCCAAAUCUCAGUUUGCAUCGAGCCGUUCAAUUACUCUGCACUCACAAAGUUCAUCGAUUGCCCGUUCUCGAUCAAGCCACCGGCAAUAUUUCCUACAUUCUUACCCAUAAAAGGCUCAUGAAAUUCCUGUAUCUAUAUAUUCAUGAUCUGCCGAGACCAUCGUUUAUGGAAAAGACGCCUAGAGAGUUAGGAAUCGGCUCUUGGGGAGAGGUGCUAACAAUUCAUUCGGAUACUCCAUUGAUCGAGGCUUUGAAGACUUUCCUUUCAAAUCGGGUCUCAGCUCUUCCCAUUGUCGAUAAUGAAGAUCGGGUUGUCGACAUUUAUGCAAAAUUCGAUGUGAUCUCUUUGGCGGCUGAGAAAGUUUAUGACAAAUUGGAUGUGACGGUCAGCGAAGCACUCAAAUAUCGCAAUGAUACAUUCGAGGGUGUUCAUUGUUGCCAUGAAACGGACACACUCUUCCAGGUGAUCGAAACGAUUGUCAGAGCUGAGGUUCACCGCCUGGUAGCCACGGACUCGUCGAAGAGAGUCGUCGGCAUCGUCUCUUUAUCCGAUAUUCUCAAGUAUUUAGUGCUUGAUCCACAGGUGCAACCAACAAAAAGUGAGCCAAUGGAUGUCUCUGAUUACUCGCCUCCUCAAGUAUUCGAGUCAUUGGAAGAAGAGACUUCAGAGUGUCAU
Mesorhabditis belari is the source of this 1521-nucleotide messenger RNA. The record is from the annotation of a GenBank genome assembly. Lineage: Eukaryota; Metazoa; Nematoda; Chromadorea; Rhabditida; Rhabditidae.